Molecule: messenger RNA, 708 nt
Organism: Triticum turgidum subsp. durum (durum wheat)
Lineage: Eukaryota; Viridiplantae; Streptophyta; Magnoliopsida; Poales; Poaceae
Source: the annotation of a GenBank genome assembly
AUGGAGCUUCGCCAAGGUACGGACGCGUCACACCGCGUGUCCUUUCUACGUGGCGGCCAUGGACGUGCUCCGGCGCGCGACGUGUCCCCGGCCUUGUCCCGUAGGUGCCGCCUAUAUAAACGCUACCGCGCCGGCGAGGCCAAGGGCCACACCCAGGAGAAGGCUGGGCAGGUGAUGGGCGCGGCCAAGGACAUGGCGUACGAGGCCAAGGACCGGGCGGCGGGCAUGGCCGGGCACACGUCCAGGCAGGGGCAGGGAACCACGGAGGCCACCAAGCACAAGGCCGGCGAGGCCACCGACAAGGCGUCUCAGACGGCGCAGGCGGCCAAGGACAAGGCUGCCAGCACGGCGCAGGCCGCCAAGGACCGCACCGUCGAGAGCAAGGACCAGACCGGCAGCUUCCUCGGCGAGAAGACGGAGAUGGCAAAGCAGAAGGCGGCGGAGACCGCCGAGGCGGCCAGGCAGAAGGCGGCGGGGGCGGCGCAGUACACGCAGGACAGGACCUACGACGCGGCGCAGUACGCCAAGGAGUCCGCCGUCGCCGGCAAGGACAAGACCGGCAGCGUGCUCCAGCAGGCCUGCGAGACGGUGGUGAACGCCGUGGUGGGAGCCAAGGACGCCGUGGCCAACACGCUGGGCAUGGGCGGCGACAACAACACCAACACCACCAAGGACACCACCACCGAGAAGAUCACCAGGGAUCACUAG